Formica exsecta is the source of this 4122-nucleotide messenger RNA. Its product is annotated as THAP domain-containing protein 1-like. Gene Ontology annotation, molecular function: sequence-specific DNA binding. The transcript is spliced from 3 exons. Bases 1614 to 2216 code for a protein of 200 amino acids. Lineage: Eukaryota; Metazoa; Arthropoda; Insecta; Hymenoptera; Formicidae. The record is from RefSeq and is a predicted model, not a curated record.
GUUCAAAUAUCGUCAAAUGUUGGAAUAAAGUUUCUUCGAUUAUGCGAGUUUAUUAGCAUCUAAUUGAUUAAUACAUCGGUUGAUAUGUAGAAAAAUGUUUCAAUCAAAAUGCGCGAAAUGUCUUACGUUAUAUCUUAACAUCUUCAAAUUAAAUACGUGGCGCAAAAAUUCUUUUCAACGCAGACAAAUGCAUUUUCGUGUGAUUCUGCCGUAAAAAGUGUAUAUAUAUAUAUAUUUCGUGCUUUGCGGGCAGGCAUGUUUGUAGGUAUAUGGAACUAAGUGGAGCAUGAAAACGCGAGCAGGUCGAAAAAAAACUAGGUUGGAAGUUAUUAAUAGAGUUUGAGCGGGAAGCUUCCUUCUCGCCUCGAAAACUUAUUCGAAUUACAGGGUUCGUUUGCGUAGCUCUCUCAUUUUGCCUUUGUUCGUCAAGAGUUGGAGAAACAUUUAAACAUGUUUAAUUCUAAAAGGCAAACGGUUACGAUUCGUAGGACUGUCGUUGCUUCUGCAACAAUGUUUCCAUUUUAUUCAUCAUGUUUUUCUACGCGUGACACUCUACAUAACUUUUGUUACAUGCGCACGAUCCAAAUAUUGAUACUGCAAAUAGUUCGAGAAUGCAGCGUGAACGCGAAUUGUAGCAUGUAGCUAGAAAUAAAAGAGAGAAAUGCGCGGAAUGAUCACGUACACGAUCGACGAUGUAUUUUGUUAUUUUUUUUUUUUUGGACCUCUUUUUUAUUCCACUCGCACACGGCUUUCAUCCAUGCCCGAGAACGGAAACUCUGUAUUUUGCACGAGCCGAAAUGUCAUAAAUAUUUCACGCGACGCACGUAUAUCGCGCGCGCUUCGCGGUUUUAUUAUUCCCCUCGCAGAAGUUACGCGGCCAAUCUUUAUUCCCUCGUGGGACUAUCAUUUUAUCCACGUAAAAAUGUGCGAUCUCUCAGGCAAGUUCGCCACUUUUUUGCUAGUUGACGAAUGUGAUUUCGCAAGAGAAAUUGGAUCCAAUCGCAAAAAUAUACACAAACAAAGUAGGUCUGUUUUCUUUUUUGCGAUUCAUAUACACAGAGACUAAAAUAAUUCAGAGAACUAAAUUUCGCGACGUAUUAUUAUGGUAUAAUGAUUUUCUCAAUUUAUUAACCUUUAUAUUAUGAUAUAUAAAAAUAUUUCGUUGUGUAAAAAAUUAAAUAUUUAUUUAAUUAUUAGAUUUAUAAUAUUUAUACAAUUUUUUUUAGAUAUCCAAGACUUUCCAAGAUUGAUAAAGAUAUAAAUAAAUUAAUCCAUUUACAAUUGAUUAAUUUAUUUAUAUCUCACUGCAUAUUUUAUCGCUGUUGACAGGAAACGUGAAAUGGAAAUUGAAAUUUUGAUAAACUUCUUUUUUUCCUCUAUCUCUCUCUUCUUUCAUCGUCCAAGAACCAUUCGUUCGUAAUACCGCGCCAGUUCCCAGCAUCGGCGAGAUAUCGCCCUCCGAUAUCUCGCAGCGGCGACGACCAAUGGCGUGAAUGUAAAACGAGGACAACGCGUACCGAGAACCUCUCGCUUUAGUGGGGUUGUCAGUUCGUGCCCGCUCCUCUUACACACCAGUCGUGAGAGCGACGUUGGUGUGUCGCGCGAAUCUUGAGAUGGCGACAAGUUGCAUUCUCUGCGAACAACGCUCCGAAGACGCGCACGAGAUAUCAUUCCACGCUUUUCCCGAGAACGAGGAUCGUCGGAAAAGUUGGCUGGACGCGAUUGGCAAAACUAAUGCGGAAGUGCCUGCUCAAUCGUCACUGUGUUCGCGUCAUUUCUCACAAAGUUGUUUCACAGGCUCGAGCCUGAUGGACAAUGCUGUUCCGACUUUGCAACUGGAACCAUAUAUCUCAACGGAAGACGAUCGACCGCAGGAAGAAUCGGAAACCGGAUUAUUCGUCCCAAUCACGAGACCGACUGUUUCAAAAGGACGGCGUAUUCACAUGUUGUCGGAUGAGGAGAUGAAGGAAACGCAGCCGAUCAAGUACGUACGCUUUCUCAAGAACGUCAACUGGGACGAGAUCUCCAAGGUACCGGCGGAGGCAAAGAUUGUUUGGGAGGUGGCGAUGGAGGAGUUGAAGGAAGACAAUGAAAAGAUAAAGCAUUUGCAGGCGCAUGCUCGCCAACUCAAUGCGACUGUUUUAAAACUAAAGAACGCGCUGAAAACGCGAAAGAAAAAUAAAACCGCUACCAAAAGAUCUCGUUUACAAAAUUAGGUUUACAAAUACACGCGUUUACACGUUUGUAUAAAUUCUUUUGACUCGAUAAUUUUAUAAAUUUCUCAAAGUUUUUGUAGUUCUGAAAUUCCCGAGAUCUCAGGAACAGGAACAACCUAGGAAUAUUUUUAAUAAUAUAUAUAAGGUUCCCUUUACAAGUUAAAAUAAAAUUUCUCACAGCUUAUAGCUUUCAUUAAUUUUUUUACGAUUUUAAUUUAAUAUAAUUAAAAUUUAAUUUUUUAAGAUUAAAAAGGAAUUUUUUCGAAGUUUGAAAAUGUGUUAUUGCUAAUUAACUUAAAUUUACAAUAUCUCUCUAUGAAAAAGAGAAAGAGAGAGAAAGAUUUAUUCUCUGUUAGACAUUAAAAUGAAAUUGCGUUUUUUCCAUUUCGCUUCUAGCUCUCAGAUUUAUUUUCGGAACGAUCGAUUCAUUUGCAAUCGCGUACGAGAAUGGCGAGGCGAAACAUUCGAACCGGCUCACUCGGAUGAGGAAGUACCGCAAUUACGUCGCGCGAAUAAGAUACACAAUUCUCCCUUUCUCCCUAUUAUGGCGAACAAGGCUAGGCUGGCUGGUUGCCGCUGUUUGCAUUCGACAAUGCGACUGCACAACCAGACGGCGCGCCGCAACGAAAGCAAAUGCGCUCGUCGAUGGCGGGUCCCUUUCAGGGAAGACAAAUGCGAGCUCGCGCUUGCAUUUGCGCUCUCUUCUUCGCGUGACAGUGGUACGCGGUGCGCGUAAUACGUUUACCACUGACAACACAAAACCGGGGAAAAUAUACGGGACGAACGGAGUAAACUAGAAACGGAAGGACGAAAACGAAGAAUGAUGUGCGAGCGAGAUCGCUGUACAAGGGACGAAAACAGCGCUUAUUUUAUCUUUUACGAUGCAUUAUUUGUAGAUUUACGUACUUACUUUAAUAUUAUUAAAGUAAUAAUAAUAAUGCGUAGAAGAUAUAAUUACUAAUUCGUAAUUUACACAGAUUGUAAAGCAUUAAUUUAUAUAAAUUGAAAUUAAAUUAGAUUAGAGAAAUUUAAUCGUACAUUUAAUUUUAUUAAAUUUAUAUUAACAUCAUAAUAAUUAAGAUAGUAAUACAUUAUAAAUUACAAAAGAGAAAAAAUAAGAGGUAGGCUAUAUAAAAAAAUUAUAUAAUUAUAUAAAUAUUAAAUCCUUUGAAAUAUUCAUUCAGUGUUUUAAUAAGAUUAACCAUGUUUUAUUAAGUUGUAACUUCGUGCUUUAGCAAUUAUCUUUUAUAUCAUCAUUUAUACAUAUAAUAUAAUAAAAAAAUUAUUAAUUUUAAAAGAUUAAAUAUAUGAAUGUGACGUGAAACCUUUGCAUUUUAUAUGUUACGUAAACAUUUCUCGAAAGCAUGUUGAAUAAAAAUCGUAUUUCCACUACGUUGGUUCGCCUCUCGUACGGAAUUUAACGGAUGCAGUACGGCAUGAAACUAUCGAGCGCGCAGGAAGAUCGAGGAAGAAAAGAUAACGCUGAUAGACACGUGGAAAACGAGAAUAACAACGGUGUUGGCGCAAGCAGGGGAGGAAGAGGAGGGAGGAGAAUCGAAAUGGAUUCGCGACCUUCUCCCCCAGAGGAAGAGAGGGAGAGAGAGAGAGAGAGAGAAGCUCCGACGUAGUACACUAAAUCACCAACCCCGCCGGUACUAUCCCUGCGGGAUGACGAAGGGCGAAUAAAAGAGCGCGCGUGGGUUCGGUCAUUCGUUAUAUUUUAUUCACGUUUCAUUUCACCCGUGACCGUACGUAAAACACAGCCCGUAACGAGAACGGCAGUGCAUCAUCGCGCGAUGUAUUCUCACGUGCAACCGAAGACCCGCGAUGAUGCAUCGCGACAUCGUCUUUGAGAAAAAAAUACCGGUCCAAGAAUCGAUGACUUCCUGGAGAGAAUAGUAACGGU